Messenger RNA from Canis lupus familiaris (dog), 6591 nucleotides. It is a transcript of the gene RBM15B, whose product is annotated as RNA binding motif protein 15B. Gene Ontology annotation, biological process: regulation of alternative mRNA splicing, via spliceosome. The transcript has a single exon. Bases 1 to 2703 code for a protein of 900 amino acids. NCBI's taxonomy places the organism in Eukaryota, Metazoa, Chordata, Mammalia, Carnivora, Canidae. The record is from RefSeq and is a predicted model, not a curated record. Gene Ontology annotation, cellular component: nucleus. Gene Ontology annotation, molecular function: mRNA binding.
AUGAAGAGGCAGAGCGAGCGAGACUCGAGCCCGAGCGGGCGCGGCUCGUCAUCGUCGGCCAAGCGGCCGCGGGAGCGCGAACGGGAGGCGGAGGCGGGCGGGCGGCGGGCGGCGCACAAGGCCUCGGGCGGCGCCAAGCAUCCCGUUCCAACGCGGGCCCGCGACAAACCCCGCGGUAGCGGGGGCGGCGGGGGUGGGCAUCGCGACGGCCGCGGCGCCGGGGACGCGAAUCACCGUGCGAGCAGCGGCCGCUCCUCGGGCUCGGGCGCUGGCGGCGGGGGACGCGGUGGCAAGGCCUCCGGGGACCCAGGCGCUUCAGGUGCAUCACCUCGCGCGUCUCCGCUGCCGCCACCUCCGCCACCGCCCGGGGCCGAGCCCGCGGGGCCCGGCUCAUCGGCGGCCGCACCCGAGUACAAGACGCUGCUCAUCAGCAGCCUGAGCCCCGCGCUGCCCGCCGAGCACCUCGAGGACCGACUCUUCCACCAGUUCAAGCGCUUUGGCGAGAUCAGCCUGCGCCUGUCGCACACGCCAGAGCUGGGCCGCGUGGCCUACGUGAACUUCCGGCACCCGCAGGACGCACGCGAGGCCCGCCAGCACGCCCUGGCCCGCCAGCUGCUGCUCUACGACCGGCCGCUCAAGGUGGAGCCGGUGUACCUGCGUGGCGGCGGCGGCGGCGGCGGCGGCGGCGGCGGCGGCGGCGGCGGGAGCAGCCGGCGAAGCAGCAGCAGCAGUGCUGCCGCCUCCACGCCGCCCCCAGGGCCGCCCGCGCCCGCCGACCCGCUCGGUUACCUGCCGCUGCACGGCGGCUACCAGUACAAGCAGCGCUCUCUGUCCCCAGUGGCCGCCCCUCCGCUACGGGAGCCCCGCGCCCGCCACGCCGCGGCGGCCUUUGCCCUGGAUGCUGCCGCCGCCGCCGCAGUAGGACUGUCCCGGGAGCGGGCCCUGGACUACUACGGUCUGUACGACGACCGCGGGCGCCCAUACGGCUACCCCGCCGUGUGCGAGGAGGACCUGAUGCCUGAGGACGACCAGCGGGCCACGCGCAACCUCUUCAUCGGGAACCUGGACCACAGCGUGUCCGAGGUGGAGUUGCGGCGGGCCUUUGAGAAGUACGGCAUCAUUGAGGAGGUGGUCAUCAAGAGACCUGCCCGUGGCCAGGGUGGUGCGUAUGCCUUCCUCAAGUUCCAGAAUCUAGACAUGGCCCACAGGGCCAAGGUGGCCAUGUCGGGCCGGGUGAUUGGCCGAAACCCCAUUAAGAUAGGCUAUGGCAAGGCCAACCCCACCACUCGCCUCUGGGUGGGCGGCCUGGGACCUAACACCUCACUGGCCGCUCUGGCCCGGGAGUUUGACCGCUUCGGGAGCAUUCGGACCAUUGAUCACGUCAAGGGAGAUAGUUUUGCUUACAUCCAGUAUGAGAGCUUGGAUGCAGCUCAGGCCGCCUGCGCAAAAAUGAGGGGCUUUCCCUUGGGUGGUCCAGACCGAAGGCUGCGUGUGGAUUUUGCCAAAGCAGAGGAGACCCGGUAUCCCCAGCAGUACCAGCCCUCACCCCUCCCUGUGCAUUAUGAGCUGCUCCCAGAUGGAUAUACCCGGCAUCGAAGCCUGGAUGCAGACCUCCGGGUGCGGGAUAGGACCCCCCCACACCUCCUGUACUCAGACCGGGACCGGACCUUUUUGGAAGGGGACUGGACCAGCCCUAGUAAAAGCUCUGACCGCCGAAACAGCCUGGAGGGCUACAGCCGCUCAGUGCGCAGCCGGAGUGGGGAGCGCUGGGGAGAUGGGGACCGGGGCCUGCCCAAGCCCUGGGAGGAGAGGCGGAAGCGGAGGAGCCUCUCCAGUGACCGCGGGAGGACAACCCACUCCCCUUACGAGGAGAGGAGCAGGACCAAGGGUGGUGGGCCACAGGUGGACCGGGGCUCUGACCGCACUCCUGAGCGCAGCCGUAAGGAGAAUCACUCCAGUGAUGGGACCAAGGAGUCGAGCAGCAACUCCCUCAGCAACAGCAGACACGGGGCUGAGGAGCGGAGCCACCACCACCACCACGAGGCUCCAGACUCUUCCCAUGGGAAGAAGACCCGAGAGAGCGAGCGCAAUCAUCGGACCGCUGAGGCUGAACCCAAGCCUCUGGAAGAGCCAAAACACGAGACCAAAAAGCUCAAGAAUCUUUCCGAGUAUGCCCAGACACUGCAGCUGGGUUGGAAUGGGCUCCUAGUGUUGAAAAACAGCUGCUUCCCAACAUCUAUGCACAUCCUAGAGGGGGACCAAGGGGUUAUCACGGGCCUCCUCAAAGACCACACUUCCGGGAGCAAGCUGACCCAGCUGAAGAUUGCCCAGCGUCUGCGGCUGGACCAGCCCAAGCUCGAUGAGGUCACGCGGCGCAUCAAGCAGGGGAGCCCCAAUGGCUAUGCGGUGCUCCUAGCCACCCAGGCGACCCCCAGCGGGCCUGGCACUGAGGGGAUGCCCACGGUGGAGCCAGGCCUACAGAGGCGGCUUCUCAGGAACCUGGUCUCCUACUUGAAACAGAAGCAGGCCGCAGGGGUGAUCAGCCUGCCGGUGGGUGGGUCCAAGGGCAGAGACAGCACAGGCAUGCUCUACGCCUUCCCGCCCUGCGACUUUUCACAGCAGUACCUCCAGUCAGCACUGAGGACAUUGGGCAAGCUAGAGGAGGAACACAUGGUGAUAGUUAUAGUAAGAGACACUGCCUAGCCCAGACCUGGCUCCAGCUCCGCGUUUGUGUCACAAAAGCAGUUCUUUUAAAAUCCGACCACCACCCUUCCCCACAUCCUACCCCUUGGUUUGAAUUCUCUGCUGGGUUAUUUUGGUUCAUUUGAUGGGGGAACCAGAGUCCUGACCCCCACCAAAACUAAGUUCUUAAAUUUGGGGAUUUUGUUUUUUUGUUUUGUUUUGUUUUUUUCCAGCAAUGAGAAAAGGGACUCCUGUCACGUUGAUUUCUAGUGUACGAGAUACUGUCUGCUGUGUUCUGUAUUUUUUUUAUUUUUUGACUAACUGUAUGGAAAGUUGUCAGUAAAACCUUUGUCAGAGGAUGGAUUUUUAAUCCUGUUCAGAGUCCUGGUUUAAUCGAGUUUUUCCUCAAUGAAUGGAAGACUUUUCCCCACUACACGCACACAAAUGCCCUACGUCAACUUCACAGCACUGGUAUUAGCUCAAAGUCCUGCUGUGUUGGUGGCUCUCGGCACCUCAGCUCUUUGGGCCGAGUCGGGACUGCGUUCACAUUUGUUUUUAACCUUGGCUGAGAGCAGGUGGGCUUCAUUUUGCCUCUGGCACCCUGCCUUGCCUGCUUGAGCAGAGCCCAUGCAAAGGAAGGGGGUGAGCCUAAGGUCUAUAGCCGGCAGCUUUGGUAGUUUUGGAGUUCUUGUUUUCUGCCCUAAAUGUGUGUGUUGAUCUGUCUGAACCGUAGCUGUUGGACAAUGUGCCUAAUCUUGAGGCCUUUUGCAGGCAGGUAGUCUUUAGCAGUUCUGUGGUCUUGUAGACACGGGGAAGAAGAGUACAGUAUUGAUGCCACAGCGUCUUGGUGUCACAGAUUGAAGCAGGCUCCCCUUCUUUUCAGCCUCCCUUCCAGCCUUAACAUGGCAGCCCAGGAGUACCCCGUUGGAGGCAGAGCUGCCUCAGACCCCCCAGGAACCCUGAAGGCCAAGUGCUGGAAUGGAGGGUGGGAGGAAGCUUCUCUUGGCUAAUUCUUGAAAUUUACCCAGUGUUUGUGAAUUCUGGUUCUUCCUUUGGUUGUUUUGGGGCUGAUGUAUAGUGGAGGGGACCUCUUCCCAGUACCUAGAGCUUUGUAGGGGACCCUACAAACCCUGAACUGAAGAAUUUUUGCAGUGCUGCCAGGGAGCACGGUGGAUUAGACAGAUACUCUUAACUAAUCAGUUUCACGGGUGUAAGGUGAGAACGUGUUCCUCAGCCUCUUGCCCUGCUGCUGAGGUGGGAGAAGGGUGCUUCUGUGGGGAAAUGAAGUCACAGGUGCCAAGGUGUUUGGGCAGUGCUCGUCAGAGCCACUGAAGCCAAGCUGGGGAGGAAUGUGGAGGCAUCUUCCAGCUGGGAGAGAAAGAUGGCUUGAAAGAGAAAAAUGCUGUCAUCCCUGGUCUCUAAUGAGGUCAUAGGACAGCACCGUCGACCAAGGAGGGAAGCCAGUCAUAGAGCAGUUGUCAACAUAGAACACUGCCCAAAUAGACUUUUCAGAGUGUGUUGUGUGGCAGUCUGGAUGUCCCAAAGGAUCACUGUCAGAGCUGGGGGACAACAGAAGCCUCAGAGAAGUGAGCCCCCCAAAUGGCCAGGAACUCCGGGUUCUGUUCCACUCUCCUGGCCUGGUCCACUCCCAGUCCAUGCAGGGCAACACGGGACGGCUGGGAUGCUUUGAGAGACCAUCCUGAGGUGGAGGGUGAGGCCUGGAGGGUGGACUGCCUGGACGAUACAUGCUUCACAAGGAUCAGGGAAGAGGUGGCUUUUUGAGACCUUAGGGAUUUAAAAUGAACAGGGGAAGGUGCCUGGGGAGGUACUGCUCACUGGGCUAUAGCUGGUGCUCAUGAGAGAACAGGCAUGUUCACAACAGAAAACAUGAACAAAGGAAGUGUUAAAUGUGUUUGCCAGUUUGUACUUGAGCUGUGGCACAACUGCCAGGUGUCUGAGCAAGUCCGUGGAGGGGACCAGCUGACCCCAGCGCCACCAUCCCAGGGUAGCUCGUACUGCCAGAAGCAGGAAUGGGCCUUGUUCAGAGUAAACAAGGUAGGGGUGGCUUGAAGGCGUAUUGCAGGGCUUCCUGCAGAUGUCUGAGAAAUGCCUCGGUCACGCAUCAGCCAGAGUUGCCUUGUCCUGUUACGUCCAAAACUUCUCUGGGCUGUUCUUCAUAGGGUGGGUGCUCAGAACCCAGAAUACUACACCACCUAGCAGCAUUUCCAGAUAUAAACCUGCUAGGAAAUGUGGUUGGAGAAGACACUUCAACCUUUGUUUUGUCUACUUUCCAGGGAUAGGUGCUCUCUGGCCCCAAAAAGAACUAUAGAGUUUUGGUAAAGAACCACAGCCCACUGUGUGACCCUCUUCUCAACCACUUCCUUCCUUUGGCUCUUAAGACACAGGUUCUGUGAACUCUCAGGCCUUGGCCAGCCCUCGUAGGGCAGGAGGUCAAGGCGCUGGUUGAUUUAGGACUGCCCCACAAAGAGAACAAUUUAACUGCAGGGGUCCAGCGCCUCCACCUGCGGGUUCAGAUCCUGUCUGAGGUGUCACUUAAAUGGGGGGGAGGAAAUUAAUCUGAGGCAAAUUGUAUGGGUUUCUUCUGAGUGACUCAGAUUUUCAGCUCUGGUAUAGUAAGAAAGAAGGCUGAUGUCUCCUUAGCCUCUCAGGGCGCUGCCCUAAGGGCGAGUUGUCAAGUCAACCAGAACUGCGCCUCCCUGUUGGAGGCCCCCAUCGCCACCACAGAGACCUGCAGGCACUCCCAAGAGCUGUUGGCAGAGUUGAGGGAGGCAGCCAGCAGCAGCUCAGCUGAAUUCAUGACUAGAAUAGCGUUUUUACUUCUUGACUUUUAACCUGCUUUCUUUUGAUGCACCCAUCCAGCACCAGCAGUCAAGGCUACUCCACUGGUUAGGUGUUAGUAACCCAUUUAAGCUGAGGCAUGAAGCAACAUAAGAGCUGAGACCUCUGCUCUCUAAAGGACCAAGAGGUACCUGUGUGACACAGGCCCACUUCAGUGUGCGAUCAGUUGUAUGGUGCUCUGAAGCCCAGCAGGGCUUUGCUGGCCCCUGGUGAGUUAUAGCCCGUCUUGUCUUGUUUAUUUCACAACCAAAUUUGUCCCCUCUUCUCUCAGCAAAGGGAGAAAAGUCCCUAGCUAUUUGAUACCUACAUAAUAGAAACCAAGAAGCUGUUACUUGGACAACUCGAAGAGACUGCAAUCUCCUAUUUAUUGUAGGAGGAAAGGGUGAGGUGGGUUAAGUGAAAAGGUCAGAGCAUGUGGCACUUUCCCUGGCGGUUCCCCAUGUUCACCAACCACAGGCUGAUUUCAGAGGCCUGAGACCUGUCUAAACCCAGCCGGCCCAGCCCCCGCUGCCUCCAAACUGCCAAAAGUGAAAAACAGCUCUGGUCCGCUGUUAACUCUCCCUUGAGGAAAUCGUAAUGACAGUCACCCAACUAACUAGAGAGGUGGCCACUCCUUAGCUUUGCCAGCACCCAGGACCCCUAUCAUGUCAGCUCCACUAGAUCUGUACUGCAGAGCUGCCUUCUUUAGUCAGAACCUAGGACAGAGAGGUGUCCACAGCUGACCAGACCCAAGCACCUCCUCCUCCACCCCAGCGUGCUUCUCGGGCACAAACCGAUACUCCCUCUGGGGGAGGGCAGCAGACCAGGGUUAGACACUGUGACUAAGCUACUUUUCUCCCCAGAGUGCUUUAUUUGGGCAGAAUGUGUUCUCACCACCAUCCUGGACUGCCUCUCGGAAGGCGUCUUCUCUACUGGCUGGCUAGAGGUGCAGGGAAAGGGACCACUGCACUUUGGUAAAAGAGAACAGGGAAAGGCCAUAAACAAACAAAGACAGACUUGUAGUUUAUUUUGUAUUUUUUUUAAAUAAAUACACUUUACAUUAAAGAAAAA